Messenger RNA from Rhineura floridana, 4233 nucleotides. Its product is annotated as zinc finger and SCAN domain-containing protein 30-like. Gene Ontology annotation, biological process: regulation of transcription by RNA polymerase II. Gene Ontology annotation, molecular function: DNA-binding transcription factor activity, RNA polymerase II-specific; RNA polymerase II cis-regulatory region sequence-specific DNA binding. Lineage: Eukaryota; Metazoa; Chordata; Lepidosauria; Squamata; Rhineuridae. The transcript has 7 exons. The record is from RefSeq and is a predicted model, not a curated record. The coding region runs from base 535 to 2541 and encodes 668 amino acids.
GAGCAGCCUUCUGGGGGCUGCAUGCCAGCAGUGGGCAGUCCAGAGGCAAAAGUGGGCAUGGUCUGUGGCAAAGGUGGGCAGAGCAACAAACAUAAAUUGUACCAUUAUACAGUAGGCUCAUUUCUACACACAGACCUCCCUGCCCUACAACCAGGUCAAGCAAGAGGCAUGAUCAGAGCCAGUGAGGGAUGUAGCCUGGAGAGAGGGGUGUGUGGAUGGGGAGAAUCCUGAGGGCCAGAUAGAGGCCUGGAGAGCAGCAUAUGGCCCCUGGGACUGAGGUUCCCAAUCCCUGGUAUACAGGAUUGCAGCCUACAGCUAGACGUUCCCCUUCCCCAAGGGACCAAUCCCACUUGCCACUCAAGAAUGCCCUCAGGGGAUACUCUUGGAGAUAGGCUCGGCAAAAUGUUGUAGGGUCAGCCACUCCAACUGACCUCUCAGGAAGCCAAAGACCCAAAUCAGACGUUUGACUUUACCAGCAGGAGAUUCACCCCAGUCUCCCACUCUAAAGUAGAGAGAGGCGAUCCGGGAUUCAAAAUGGAGGAGAGGUUAGAAGCUGCAGGCAAAGCCCCGCACGUUGUCACAGUGACGUGCAUGAAGGAGUUACCGAAGCGGGCAGCACCACAAAAUGGUAAACAGCAACCCGAUGAUGGGCAGCCCCACCAAUGGUCAGCCAAGUGUCAGGAGUUCUUGAAGGCAUUGGAUUCCCAUAGCUCAGGAUGGGGAAACCCACCACUGUCAAAGCUUGGGCCAUGGGAUGACAGCAAGGCUUUUCUGGCCUCCUUUGAGCAAGUCGCCGAGGCCUGCCAGUGGCCUAGAGGAGAGUGGGCGGCCCGGCUCCUGCCAGCCCUGAGCGGAGAAGCCAAGCAGGCCUUCAGCGGCCUAGAAGCCGGUGACAGGGAGGACUAUGGGAAGGUGAGGGCGGCCAUCUUGCAAAGGGAGGCCAGCAGAAUGGAGGCGCUGCGCCAGCACUUCAGGCAAUUCCGCUAUCAGGAAGUUGAGGACCCGCGGAGGAUUUACGGGCAGCUCCGGGAGCUUUGCCACCAGUGGCUGAAGCCAGAGAGACACACCAAGGAGCAGAUCCUGGAGCUGCUGAUCCUGGAGCAGUUCCUGGCCAUCCUACCCCAGGAAAUCCAGAGUAGGAUCAGGGCCUGGGACCCAGAGACUGGCACCCAAGCGGUGACAGAGGAGUUCCUGUUAAUUCCCCAAGAGGCCAAGACUUGGGGGUGGCAGGAUCUUCAUUGCUGUUUCCAGGUGCCAUUGGGGGAAGUGGCCCUGAGCCCCUCGGAAGCAGGGGGAGCACCUCAGAGGGAAAUCUACGUAGAGGCCAAGGAGAAAGCGGAUAAAGAUCUCUGUUUGCUGGCCAGCGGAAUAAUGUCUCCAAGUCAUCCCAGUUCGGUGCUUCCUCCUGAAGAGCAAGAAAUGGCUGACGCUGGGCUUCCUGAGGUUUGUGAGGAGAGUGUGAAUUUGAAUGAGGUGACCGUGACUUUGGACAACACUGAGUGGGCGGUGCUAAACCCCACCCAAGGGACCAUGCAUUGGGAAGUCAUGCAGGAGAACUCUGAGGACAUCAGCUCUUUGGGAGGAUUUGUGAUUCCCAAAUCUGAGGCUGCAUCCCAGAUGAAAAAAGGAGACAUGAUGUUCAUCCAGGACUCCGAGCCUGGUGAGACGUUUGCAGGCAGCAUUUCAGAUGAGGAGGAACCCCUUAAAAUCAAGAAGGAGACUUCUCAAAAAGGAAGUCGAGACCCAGAGGAAAUAUACAGUAUGUCGCUGGAAAUAUCCCAAGGAAAGGCUUCUCUGGUGGCUGAGAUUCAUGAACAAGGAAGCAAACCUGAUGGGCAACAGGGGAAGAAGCUGCUGGAGGAAUGGGACGAAUUAAAUGAGGCUGCAGAAAGUCAUGUGACAAUUAAGGAAGCCUCAAGGCACACACGAGUAAAUAAGUUUUUGUACUCCAAGGGUGGGAAAUGGUACCGAUGCAGAUCAGGACUGGUUACAAAUCAGGGCAUCCACUCUGGAGCGACCCCGUACGAAUGCAUUGUGUGUGGGAAACAGUUCCAGAAGAAAAAUUACCUUGCUAAACAUCAGAGAAUCCACACGAGACCAAAAGUGUACCAGUGCUCUGAGUGUGGAGAGAGCUUCAACUGGCGAGAAGGGUUCAUCAGACACCGAGGAACACACACAGGCGAGAAGGCGCACGAAUGUUCUCAGUGUGGGAAAUGCUUCAGUCAGAGGGAGAGUUUGAUUCGGCACGAGAAAAUCCAUACCGGUAAAAAGCCGUUCGCAUGCCCUGAGUGCGGGAAGAAGUUCUGUCGCAGGGAUUCGUUGGUGAGGCAUCAGAAGAUCCAUACAGGAGAGAAGCCUUAUGAAUGCACUGAAUGUGGGAAGAGCUUCAAUCAAAAAGAGGUACUGCUCAGACAUCAGAGAAUCCACACAGGAGAGAAGCCAUAUGAAUGCCAGGAGUGUGGGGAAAGCUUCACCCAGCGAGCCAUCCUGAAUAGACAUGAGAAAAUCCAUAUCGGAGAAAAGACCUUAUUAAUGCUCUGAGAAUUAGUGCUUCUCUUUCUUUUAAAGAUAUGUUGGCCUUGUCUAUCGCGUGUUUUCUUUUUUCCCAAGGAAAUGAAUAUAAACCUUUUGGUAUGCUCCAAGUAAUGCUUAUAUUCUCAGAGAUAUUGAGAGGAAUAGCUCAAGAGUUUACCCCAGUGCUGGUUCCAGGUUUCCAGAGGACCUCAAACAAGAGCCCCCUCAUCUUUACCUAGAAGAGGUGGGUCACGCCAAAGGAGAAUUCUCUCUUGCUGGGGAGGAGCCAUGAUUUAGCAAUAGGGCAGCAGCGUUCCACGCAGAAGGUCCCAAGUUCAAUCCUUGGCCUCUCCCAUUGGAAGGAUCAGGUCAUAGGUGAUGGAGGGGGGAGGGAAACCUGUCUGAGCUCCUAGCUAGGUGCUGCCAGUCAGAAUCAACAGUAUCGGCCAAGGUGGAAGCAAUGGCCUCAUUCUAGAUACAGCAACUUCCAUACAUCCAUACAGAGUGAGUAUGGCAGUGACGAAGAGGCUUGGGCCAGCCUUGUGGCAAUAUGGGGAUAAUCAUGCCUACCUUACAGGGUUGUCAUAAGGAUUACAAGAAGAUCAUGUAUUAUUGUUCCUGCUGCUGCUGCUUCUGCUGGGGCUCCAGCAAACACCUGUCUUCACAAACACUGGCCAAAGCCAUCACGCUAUACCUUUCUCCAGUGGAUGAGGAUUUUUUUAUUCAUGAAGGCUGCAGCCUCACAUGCACACACGCUGCUGACAUUGUGAAGUUAGUGUUAGCAAUAUGACAUUCACUAUUUCAUUGGAAACCAUCUUAAAGGCUGGUGCAGGGCUGAUUUGUUUUUCAUAUCUAUUUGUUCUACCCUGUUUUGUAAUUUACUAAUCAUGAGAGUGUGUUUUAAUUCUUGUUUUAUUUUUCACUUUCCCCCCCCCUAUUGUCCCUGGUUUUUACACUUUUUCCACAUGACUUUGAGCAGUUUUGGAAAGGAAAUAAAACAACUGCCUCCUACAAUUUUUAUAUAGAUAAAGAAAGAAAGAAACAUUACUGGCCUGACUCAGAACCCCUUUCUAGGGUCAACAGAGUGCCUUUGAUUGUCCUGGCACCACUUGGGAUGACAUUCAGAAGGCAAUUUGACCUCCCAUCAUUUCGCAGAAAGGUCCUGUCAGUGUGUGAUGCUGGACACCGUGUAUUUAGACAGUUCAAAAAGCUUUCAACAAUAUACCUCACCAAAGACUCCUGAAUAAGCUUAGCUGUCGUGGAAUAAGAGGAGAGGUCCUCUUGUGGAUCAGGAAUUGGUUAAAUAGCAGGAAGCAGAGAGUAGGAAUCAAUGUAAUAAAAUUGCUCCCAAUGGACGGCUGUAGAAAGUAGAGUCCCACAAAUAUCGUUAUUGGGACCUGUGCUUUUUAACUUGUUCAUAAACGAUCUAGACUCUAGAGGUGGCCAAGUUUGCUGAUGAUACUAAAUUGUUCAGGUUUGUUAGAAAGGGAUUGCGAAGAGCUCCAAAAGGACCUCUCUAAACUGAGUUCAUGGGCUGUAAAAUGGCAAAUGAAAUUUACUGUAAACAAGUGAAAAGUUAAGCAUAUUGGAGGAAAAAAAUCUUAAUUUCACAUAUAUGCUCAUGAGGUCUGAACGUUUGGUGACCGACUAGGAAUGAGACCUUGGGGUUGUAGUAGAUAGCUCAAUGAAGAUGUCAAUCCAUUGUGUAGCAGCUGUGAA